AUGGGAACAAAUAGAAAUGAGUUUGACAGGAAGGAUCUAUAUAAGAAUUUAAAUCAAAAUGUUGAAAAGUUGAGUGGAGGAGAUAUUACAUAUGUAAAAGAAAUAGAUACUACAUUAAAUGAUGACUAUCCAGAUAAUUUAUUAAAUAAUACUAAUAAGAGUAAUAUAAAUAUAAGUAAGUUAAAAAAUGAAAUCAUUGAAAAUGAUUUGUUAAAUAAUGAUAUAAAUGAUGUAAGUUUAGGUUUAGUAAAAGAUAAAACAAUAAAGAAAAGAGAGAAUGAAUUUCAGAAAAAAAAAUAUGAUUAUAUAUUAUCCCCAGAAAGAAUAGAUCCGUUUUCAGAAAAAAGUCCUUCUCCUGGUGAGAGAACAUAUACUGAUAUAAUGUUAGAAAUAAAUAAUGAAGGAAGAAAAAGUAAAAUAAUGAAUAAAACAAGCACAAAUGAAACAAAGAAAAGAAAAUUAAGAUGGGAUAAUAAUGAAAGUACAACUAAUGAAAUCAGUGAAAAUAAAAACAUUAAUAAUAAAAUGAAUGAGAAUGAAGAAAAAAAUAAAAUAAAUGAAAGUAAUAAAAAAGAAAGUGUAAAAACUAAAUGGGAUUAUGUAGACGAAGAAAGUAAUUUAAAUUUUGGAAAUAUACCUACCCCAGCCCCUAAUAAAUGGGUUGAUACUCCUUUUAUAUUAAAUGAAGGAAAUAUAAAAAAGAAAAAAAUAUCAAGGUGGGACAAAAUCGGGAAUUCAGAAAAUGUAAAUAAUGAUUUAAAAACUCCCAAAGUAUUAGCAUUAGAUACUAAUAAUAACAUAAAUAUCAUAAAUACGCCAUAUGUACCCAAUAAUACUAAUAUGUAUACCCCUUUAACACCUGGGAUAAGCUCAUUACAAACAGAUACAUUUAUUAAAAUGAAAAUAAAGAAUGAAAUGGAUAUAAGAAAUAGACCAUUAACCGAUGAAGAUUUAAAUGAAUUAUUACCAUCAGAAGGAUAUGAAAUUGUAAAACCACCAGAAGAAUAUGAAACUAUAAGAAAAAAUAAAUUGAAAGCAUUAUUUAAAAAUAUAAGUAAUACUCCGUUAUUAAAUAAUAAUAGUGUUUUAUUCAAUGAAAAUGGUUUAAGUACAAAUAUAAAUAAUUUAGCAAUUCAAGAAAAUAAAGAAAAUGAUUUAUUAGCAACACCAUAUAAUAUGCAAAGUACUUUUAUUAAUACCCCAUUUUAUGAUAUUCCAACAGCAAAUAAUACCCUAAAAGAAGAAGAGGCAAAUUAUAUUAUGCAAAAUAAGCAAUUAGAAAUAAACAAUCCUCAGUUAUUAAAUGAAUUAAAAUAUAUUCAAUUAAAAAAUGAAGAUUAUAUAUAUUUUAAUAAAUUAUUUCAAAAUGUUAAUGAAGAGGAUUUAUCUCAAGAUGAAUUAAAAGAAAGAAAAUUUAUGUUACUUUUAUUAAAAAUAAAAAAUGGAACUCCCUCUAUAAGGAGAACUGCUCUAAGAACUAUAACAGAAAAAGCAAAAGAAUUAGGACCAAAUACUCUGUUCAAUUUAAUACUGCCAUUAAUGAUGCAAAAUACAUUAGAAGACCAAGAGAGGCAUUUAUUAGUAAAAGUUAUUGAUAGAAUAUUAUUUAAAUUAGAUGAUUUAGUAAGACCAUAUGUUCACAAAAUAUUAGUUGUUAUUGAGCCUUUAUUAAUAGAUGAAGAUUAUUAUGCAAGAGUAGAAGGAAGAGAAAUUAUCAGUAAUUUAGCAAAGGCAGCAGGAUUAGCUACAAUGAUAGGUAUAAUGAGGCCUGAUAUUGAUCAUCCUGAUGAAUAUGUCAGAAACACAACAGCUAGGGCAUUUGCUGUUGUUGCAUCUGCUCUUGGUAUCCCAUCCUUAAUAUUAUUUUUAAAGGCAGUUUGUCAGUCAAAAAAAAACUGGGAAGCUAGGCAUACAGGGAUUAAAAUAGUUCAACAAAUAGCUAUAUUAAUGGGAUGUGCUGUAUUACCACACUUAAAGCAACUAGUGAAUAUAAUUGCUCAUGGAUUACAUGAUGAACAACAAAAAGUUAGAACAAUCACUGCUUUAGCAUUAGCUGCAUUAGCUGAAGCUUCAGCCCCAUAUGGAAUAGAAGCAUUUGAUUCAGUGCUUAGACCCUUAUGGAAAGGUAUUACUGAAUAUAGAGGAAAGGUUCUUGCUGCAUUUUUAAAAGCUAUUGGUUUGAUUAUACCUCUAAUGGAUUCAUAUCAUGCUAAUUAUUAUACUAGGGAAGUUAUGAUAAUUCUUAUUAAUGAAUUUAAUUCACCAGACGAAGAAAUGAAAAAAAUUGUCUUAAAAUGUGUUAAACAAUGUAUACAAACAGAAGGAAUUGAAAAAGAUUAUAUUAAUCAAGAAAUUGUCAAUCCCUUUUUUGAAAAAUUUUGGGUUAUGAGAAAUUGUAAUGAUAAAAAAAAUUUUACUUUAAUUGUAGAAACUACUGUUGAAAUUGCCAACAAAAUUGGUGGUGCUGUUGUUAUUUCUAGAAUUGUUGAUGAUUUAAAAGAUCCAUCUGAACAGUAUAGAAAAAUGGUCAUGCAAACCAUUCAAAACAUUAUUAAUAAUUUAGGGGUUGAUGAUAUAGAUCAAAAAUUGGAAGAGCAACUAAUUGAUGGAAUUCUAUAUGCUUUUCAAGAACAAGUAUCAGAUGAUUACUAUGUUUUAUUAAAUGCAUUUGAUGUUAUAGUUAAUAAACUAAAAUUAAGAAUGAAACCAUACUUGCCGCAAAUUGCUGGGAUAAUUCGAUGGAGAUUGAACACUCCCCUACCUAAAAUAAGACAACAAAGCGCGGAUCUUAUAUCAAGAAUUGCUAUGCUAAUAAAAAUUUGUGAUGAACAGCAAAUGCUAGGUCAUUUAGCUUUAUAUUUAUAUGAAUAUUUAGGAGAAGAAUAUCCAGAAGUUUUAGGUAAUAUAAUUAGAGCCCUUAAGUCUAUUGUUGUUGUUUUAGGUGUCCAAAAUAUGACACCUCCAAUAAAGGACUUAUUACCAAGAAUUACUCCUAUAUUAAAAAAUAGGCAUGAAAAAGUACAGGAAAAUGUAAUUGAUUUAAUUGGGAUUAUUGCGGAUAAAGGAGGUGACUUAGUUUCCCCCAAAGAAUGGGAUAGAAUAUGUUUUGAUUUAAUUGAAUUAUUAAAAUCCAAUAAAAAAUUAAUUAGAAGAGCAACAAUUCAAACAUUUGGUUAUAUAGCACGCACUAUUGGACCAUUUGAAGUUUUAACUGUUUUAUUAAACAAUUUAAGAGUUCAAGAAAGGCAAUUAAGAGUUUGUACUACAGUGGCAAUAGCAAUAGUUGCAGAUACAUGCUUACCUUAUUCUGUACUUGCAGCAUUGAUGAACGAAUAUAGAACACAAGAUCUUAAUGUUCAAAAUGGAGUAUUAAAAGCUUUAUCUUUUAUGUUUGAAUACAUAGGAGAGAUUGCAAAAGAUUACGUGUAUUCAGUUGUAACAUUACUAGAACAUGCUUUAAUUGAUAGAGAUUUAGUACACAGACAAAUAGCCACUUGGGCAUGUAAACAUUUAGCUUUGGGUUGUUUUGGUUUAAAUAGGGAAGAUGCAUUAAUACAUUUAUUAAAUUACGUAUGGCCAAAUAUCUUUGAAACGUCACCUCAUCUUAUUCAAGCAGUUAUUGAUUCAAUAGAUGGUUUUAGAGUUGCAUUAGGACCUGCUAUCAUUUUUCAAUAUUUAAUUCAAGGUUUAUUUCAUCCAUCAAGAAAAGUUAGAGAAAUUUAUUGGAGAAUUUAUAACAAUGUUUACAUAGGCCAUCAAGAUAGUUUAGUACCUAUUUAUCCACCAUUCGAAAAACUAAAUGAUAGUAAUUUCUCCAGAGAUGAAUUAAAAUACACAUUAUAG
Molecule: messenger RNA, 3843 nt
Organism: Plasmodium relictum
Lineage: Eukaryota; Apicomplexa; Aconoidasida; Haemosporida; Plasmodiidae
Gene: SF3B1
Product: splicing factor 3B subunit 1, putative
Exons: 1
Coding region: 1-3843 (1280 amino acids)
Biological process (GO): spliceosomal complex assembly
Cellular component (GO): catalytic step 2 spliceosome; U2 snRNP; U2-type prespliceosome
Molecular function (GO): mRNA binding
Source: RefSeq, a predicted model, not a curated record